Molecule: messenger RNA, 8561 nt
Organism: Mugil cephalus (flathead mullet)
Lineage: Eukaryota; Metazoa; Chordata; Actinopteri; Mugiliformes; Mugilidae
Product: solute carrier organic anion transporter family member 5A1-like
Exons: 9
Coding region: 799-3474 (891 amino acids)
Biological process (GO): sodium-independent organic anion transport; transmembrane transport
Cellular component (GO): membrane
Molecular function (GO): protein binding
Source: RefSeq, a predicted model, not a curated record
GAAAACAGCGACAGAGAAGCAGCUGAGCAGCACUGCAGUAAAUCUGCAGCUCUCCCUCUCGUUUCUUCUCCCUCGUUCUUCCCUCGACGACUCCUUCUCUUCUCUUCUUUCCCUAUUUUUUAUUAUUAUUAUUAUUAUUAUUGUUAUUAUUUUUUUUUGUCACCCCUAUGCUCCUCUGCAGGAAUUUACGGAGAGAAUAUAAUCUGGAUGACAGCCUCGGAGGACAGCUGGUGCUGCUGAUAACAUUGGAGCCGGGGGUUGCCCUUGACUCGGAGAAGAGUUAAUAAAUGGGGGCAUGAUCGUAGAGAAAGGAAUGACAUUGUGAGUGUGUGAUCUUCGGUGGCAGGGCUUUCAGGGAUGCGGCGCUGGCUCUCCGGAGUCACUUCAUCUCUGCCGGCCGCUGAGGGAGGCAUCUGCAGGGAGUCCUGGCCCUGGAGCUCGGCUGAUCGAGCUGAGGAGGCCUGAGCGGUCUCCACCUCCGGAUUAGAUGGUGGCAGAAGGCGAGUGUGCAUGACCAGAUAAACAGACCCAUUGGCUGUCCUGCCUUUGCUGCAGAUAAGCAGAAGCUGCAUUUCCUCCCUUUGGUUGUCAUUGUUGCUUUGUCUUUGGGCCUGUUUGGGCACCACACACUAUUUGUGGGAGUACAUGUACCGAUUAAUAAUAAAUGUAAUGGGCAGUAGCCCCUGAAUUGAUAAUGCCCUUGGACUGGACAGGCAUCUUUUUCUAAAAAAUAAAAGUAAAAAUAAAUAAAUAUACAAAAAAUAAAAAAAUACAAUACAGUGGGUUUGUUUGGGGAUAAUGGCGGACCACGAGGAAGCGGAGUUGUCCGAGUCCCUUCGGAAGGAGGAUGGGUUUUCCAGCGAGCUGGAGGAGCCAGGCACAAACUUCAAGUCUAAAAGUUUGCCUGUGUUAAACGAAGCAACGCCUCAAGAGAAAACCCUACUGGCUAGCUCUGUGCAGAUGUCCAUAACGGCGGAAGAGAGCACGGAAUUCAUUCAGCUCCCGGCCAAGACCGAGUCCUUCCAGGCUGAGUCGCCGACGAGAACAAAUUACCUGCCAAAACCGGGCAAGUCUGCGCUGAACAGGCCGAGCUCGUACAUGGAGAACACGGAGAUCCGUAGGAGUAAAAACGUGGCGAGGAGGAAGCCGCCGGGGUUUUUUGCUUCCAGGCUAGCUCAGCUCCGUCUGCCCACCAGGAAGUACCUGAGCGUGAUCUUGCAGGACUCCCGCUGCUUCUUGUUCUGCAUGUGCUACCUGACGUUCAUCCAGUCCCUCAUGGUGUCCGGCUACCUCAGCAGCGUCAUCACUACCAUAGAGAAGAGGUACAGCUUGAGGAGCUCGGAAUCGGGCCUGCUUGUUAGCUGUUUCGACAUCGGCAGCCUCGUGGUGGUCGUCUUCAUCAGCUACUUUGGUGGGCGGGGCCAGAGGCCUCGGUGGCUGGCGGUGGGAGGGGUUUUCAUCGCGGUGGGCGCCGCCCUCUUCUCCUUACCUCACUUCAUCUCUCCGGCCUACCAGAUCCAGGAGGUCAACUCGUCCUUGGCCAACGAGGGCCUGUGCAUGAACAGCAACGGCAGUGGCAGGGACCGUGUCGACAUCACUUCCUGUCCUAGAGACCAGGAGGGCAAUGAGCACAACCUUUACGUGGCACUGUUCAUCAUCGCUCAGAUCCUGGUGGGCAUGGGAUCCACGCCCAUCUACACACUGGGACCCACCUACCUGGACGACAACGUCAAGAAGGAGAACGCCUCGCUCUAUCUAGCCAUCAUGUAUGUGAUGGGAGCACUGGGCCCAGCGGCUGGUUACCUGCUGGGGGGGGUCCUAAUCGGCUUUUACGUGGACCCCAAGACUGUUGUCAACAUCGACCAGAGCGACCCUCGCUUCAUUGGCAACUGGUGGAGCGGGUUCCUGCUGUGCGCCGUGGCCAUGCUGCUCGUCAUCUUCCCCAUGUUCACUUUCCCCAAGAAGCUGCCUCCCCGACACAAGAAGAAGAAGAGGAGGAAAAAGCUGAGCCUGGACGACCUUUCCAGUGACGACGACGUGCUCAAGGAGAAGAGCAACAACAGCAAGAGCCAGACGGUCACCUCGUCCAUGGGCUUCGGCAAGGACAUAAAAGACCUGCCCAAAGCUGCUGUGAGGAUCCUCAGCAACGUGACCUUCCUGUUCGUCAGCCUGUCCUACACGGCGGAAAGCGCCAUCGUCACCGCUUUCAUCACCUUCAUCCCCAAGUUCAUCGAGUCUCAGUUUGGGAUCCCGGCCUCCAGCGCUAGCAUCUACACCGGUGUGAUAAUCGUGCCCAGCGCUGGCGUGGGCAUCGUUCUGGGCGGCUACAUCAUCAAGAAGCUGAAGCUGGGAGCUCGCGAGUCCGCCAAGCUGGCCAUGAUCUGCAGCGGCGUCUCUCUGCUCUGCUUCUCCACGCUGUUCAUCGUGGGCUGCGAGAGCAUCAACCUCGGAGGAAUCAACAUCCCGUACACCACCGGACCUACGCUCACUAUGACCCAGAGGAACCUGACCGGAGGUUGUAACGUCAACUGCGGCUGUAAAAUCCACGAGUACGCUCCGGUCUGUGGAUCUGACGGCAUCACGUACUUCAACCCCUGCCUGGCCGGCUGCAGCAGCGUGGCCAACGACAGCACCGGGAUCCGUAACUACUCGGACUGCGCCUGCGUCCAGAGCCGACAGGUCAUCACGCCGCCGUCCAGCGGUCAGGGCGGCAACCAGCUGCAGCUCGUCAUCGUCAAGACCUACCUGAACGAGAACGGCUACGCCGUGUCGGGGAAGUGCGACCGCACCUGCAGCACCCUCAUCCCCUUCCUCAUCUUCCUCUUUAUCGUCACGCUCAUCACCGCCUGCGCCCAGCCCUCCGCCAUCAUCGUCACCCUCAGGUCUGUAGCGGAGCAGGAGAGGCCGUUCGCUCUGGGAAUGCAGUUUGUUCUCCUCAGGACUCUCGCCUACAUCCCGACCCCCAUCUACUUCGGCGCCGUCAUCGACACCACCUGCAUGUUGUGGCAGCAGGACUGCGGCGUCCACGGCUCGUGUUGGGAGUACGACGUCACCUCGCUGCGGUUCGUCUACUUCGGCCUCGCCGCCAGCCUCAAGUUCCUCGGCUUCCUCUUCAUCUUCCUCACCUGGUACUCCAUCAAGUACAAGGAGGAGCGGGUGGAGCGCUGGCUGAAGCGCCACCUGUCGCCCGCCGACACCGUGGGCAGCCUGGUUUGCCACCCGGGCGGCCACAAGGGCCACGCCCGCACCCGCUCCUGCCCCGUCAACAUCCCGCGCACCGACCCGGCCGCGCUGCCCGCCAACGGCCCGCUGCGCGCCGGCCCCCUCAACCGCGGCGUCAGCACCCAGAGUUGCCCCGGCAACGAGCUAAAAGCAAUAACUCCUCCUCCUCCACCGCCUCCUCCUCCUCCAUCUUCUUCGGUGGGUUCCCCCGCCCCGGCUCGGUCCCUGGAACACGUUUCAGUCCGGGUCUGAUCGAGGCCGGAUUUCUAAGUUUAGUCGGCAUCACUGAGAGGGGGGAGGGGAGGGAGGGAUGGAGGGGUUGUUUAUUCCGACCGGACCCUGAGACCAGUACCAGACAUGAAUAAAUAAAAAAAACAAAAAAAAAAACAAAUCAAAUCUGCCAGGGUGGUGGAAACGUCAGUGAGUGGACGAAGCUUUGGAUGGAGGACAGUUCAUCACCCCCCCCCCAACCCCCCCACCUCCCCUCCCCUCGCCCCACCCUCUCCCUCCCUCCCUCCCCCCCCACCUCGGCAGUAUGUGCCUUCUGUCUCCACCGUCCUCACAUGGACACAACAAAACACACAGGAGGAGGAAAAGAGUCCCUGAACGGAUACCUCAGCAUCACCGGUCCUCCUCCUCCUCCUCCUCCUGCUCCUCCUCCUCCUCACGGCUCUGUGAUUCUUCUUCUUCUCCUUCCUCUUCUCGUCUUUCCUCUCCGUCUCCUCCUCCUCCUCCUCCUCCUGCUUCUUCUGUUCUUUCUUUCAUUUCUUCACCGUGGUGUGAACACGUUUCUCUUCUCUACAUAUCGCCGCUCUCUCUCUCUCUUUCUCUCUUAAAAAAAAAUAAACAACAACAACAACACAAAGGCAACAAAAAACCAAACCUAAGGAAAUGUGAUACAUUCAGAUGAAGUGUUAGGAACUGGAAACCGAUGGCAUGGUGCUACGUGUAAAAAAAAAAUAAUGUGUAGAGUCCUUUUCUUUUCUUUUUCCUGUUCUUUUUGGUCGUAUUAUUAGUUUGUUUUUACGGUUGAAAACACUUGAAAGAAGAACCAGACUGGACCACAGGUCACCUCCUCCUCCUCCUCCUCCUCCUGACACAAUCACUCGUAGUGUCACAGCUGGAAGUCGGAUUAUUCGGGUUUGCCAGUUCCAUACAACACAUCCGUACAUCCGACUGAUAAGUGGCUUAACCUCAAAAUGCAUUUUUCUCCCAGACGAGUCUUCAAGAAUCCUCGGAAAAAAAUAAAUAAAUAAAUAAAAAUAACGGACAUUUGUCCUCAGAUAAAGGAGUAGUUGACCACGCUGUAGCGUCGUAUUCUCUCCCUACGCUCCUCCUUAUUUAAUGGUAACGGUCAUCUGGUCUGAAACAAGAAGAUUAGCAGCAAAAAAAAAAAAAAGAAAAGAAAAAUGAGCUAAAUCCCUGGUGCCGUGCAGCAGAUGCGUCAAUCGGAAUUUAUUAUUCUGUUCACGCCUUGUUUCACCCCAAACCCAAACAGUCACAUGACCAGAAACUUAAAUUGUUAAUUUGGUGGCUCAGGUGGCUCAAUGAAGAGUAUUCACCAGUGACUACAGGUAAACAUAAAGAUGGUUACUGUCAUUGUAGCAGAGCAACAACAAAAUUGGUGUGAAAUAAACAGGAGACUUCAAAAUAAAACACAACAACUGACGAUAAUUAGUGCAACAAUCAGUCAGUAAAUAUUAAUCCCAUUAAUAGCAUUCAAUUCAUUUAUAACCUGCCUCUAAAAGUGAGUUUACUACAAAAUAAAUUAGAAUUUUUGAGCAGCAGGAGUUUUCUGCAAUAUUUUAGUUUAUUUUUAAUAAUUGGAUGACAUGGCCGAGGUUUGAUCAGAUUAUGUAAUUAUUCACUUGGAAUUUAUUUUAUUUUUUAAAUUAUUUUUAUGGAACACAAAACAAGUGUCAAUUCCCCCCUCCAAAAUAAAUAAAUAAAAUAAAAAAAUUAUAAUAAUAAUUCAAAAAAAUCAGGACGAUAGAAAGUAUUCACCAAUGGUGAAUCUGCCUCUAAACAUUUUGUUUAUUUCUCCAUUAGUUGACCAUAAAAACCCAUUAUUCCUAACUAGUAUCAGAGUUGUGAUCAGCCCUCUGGCGACACCUGUUGGCUGGAUGAGGAACAGCAGCCUGGUCCUGGUUAUAUCCUGGUAACAUUUAGUAAAUAAUGCCAAUAUAUAAUAAAACAAACACCUCUGUGUCUAUUGGAUCAUCCUCCAACCAAUUAGACCAUUUUACUGUGAAGCAACUCAACUCCCACACACACACAAAUGACACGCAUUUUUCCCAAAUUAACAGUAAAAUAACAAAAGCAAAUGAUAAUUACUAAUAACUGUGUCAUAUUCAUGUGCACCAAUCAGCCACAACAUUAUGACCACUGACAGGAGAAGUUAACAACAUUUAAACCAUCUUCUGACAAUUCAGUGUUCUGCUGGGACAUGUAGCACCCACCUAGACCAGAUCAGACACCCCCACCCCAUAGCAAUGACACUCCUUGGCCUCCAAAUUCACUAGAUCCUCCCUGAGACCCUGCGUCCUCAUAUGUGGACAUUGAGUUUUGCAAAUUCUACAGUUGAAACUCGUUUAUUUAUGCUUAUUGGUUUGAUAUGAUGCAAAAAUUAAACAAAUUCUGUCAACAGUAACGAGCAACGACGCCACUAAUUAGCAAGAAGUUUGAGAUUUUGUCACUCACUGGUGACUUUAUUGUAAUAUAAAGCAAAAUAAUCCCUGUGUCCACAUAUGAGGACGUAGUUUAUUUUUCAAAAACAACUUCCCGUUCGAAGGUGAUGCUUAAUUUUCAUACAUCUUGGUUCCUGCUAAUCCCGAAUACCUUGGAGAAAUUAAAAAUGUAUCACAAAUAAAUCAACCCUCAUUACGUAAUCUCCUGCAACAGAAUAGAAUAAUCCCAGGUGUCUUGAAAGGUUUUUUGUGUUGACCUGGCCUCCAGAUUCACUUGAUCUGUUCUAUCCGAAUGAUUUCAUUUGAUUUCACUGGUGCACCUCAUGAAGUGAGAUUGUAGUUCCUUAUUUUAAGGCAGAUUUAGACGUUUAAAGCGUGAAGAUUUAUUUCCAUCUAUACGUAGAGAUGAGGUGCACUGUGUUUUCUAGUAUUUGUAAAUGUCCUCAAAGCCGCCUUAAGUGAUAUCAAAAGUCAUGUUCGGUUGAGGAAAACUCGGUCGUCGUCUGUUUGGAGACGACUCAAGGUGAAAAAGAGAAACAUUCGCUGAGGUUUUGAAGCUUUUAAAUUACUUUGGUGAUGGUGAACGUCCACGCAGACAGAGUGGAGCUCACGUCGGAUGCAAUAAAAAUCCAUUUCGGGGUCACGUUUAGGGGAGAGAACAACACAGUAGAGACAGUAGAGUAGAGUCACAACACAUUCCAUCUUCAUGUACAGGAUUUAAAAAAAAAAAAUAAUAAUAAUCACAACCGUGUCAAAUCUCAUCGCUUCUUAAACUGCCGUUUGGUUUCUGUCCGUCGCCACAAACCGAGAGGAUGAAAGUUUAGAUUUAGACGCGUCCCCUUUUAGCCAUGGGGACUAUUUGUCACGGCGGAUGUUGUUUUGUCGCCAAAGUGUGUGCUUUUAUAUAGUUAAUUGUGCUUUGGAUACAUAAUACUUGUCAGAGAGAUGUUUAUGGGAAUUCUUGACUGUAAGACUCUUGACACGUGGUCACAUUCAAAGGUUUGAAAAACAAGAAAAAUGCUGAGAUGGGCCAACACACAGGAACGUUCCUAGCAUGUAGCUGCAGCCGAAACAACAAAAACUGGAAUUUAGUAGUUUUCUGUACAGAUGAAACGUCUCCACUUCCUCCCAUCGCUCAGAGCGGAGGCUAGAUUCCUGGAGACACGGGCGCCGCCAUUUUUUUUCUGUACUGUCUUGACAGUAAAGCCACGUUAUCUAUGACACGCCCACACUUCCUCUAGACUCACUGCUGAUUGGUUUGGCCUUUUUUUUCUUCUUUUUUUUUUUUAAAGGGGAAAUGAAGCACUCAAUCAAGUUCCGCGCUUAGCAACAAUAUAUAACACUACUGACAAAUGUUAGCAUAUAAUGUGCUUUUGUAGGGCGCCGCCAUCUUUCCGUACUGUGGCCAGUGAUGUCAUGGGGUUGGUGGUUCCCAUGAAAGAUAGAUAGCGGAAGUUUUAGUCAGAUAUAUGUAGCGUGGACUUGUUUUAUAUUUGAACGUUUGGCUACAGCUAGCUUAGCUUACCUGCUACUAACUUUCCGUGAAAGCAUCGCCACUUGCAACAUGUCCACGUCCCGGUGUAUAAUAUAAUGUGGACAGUAGAGGACAGACUGUGGAUUAAAUGGAGUCUGAAACAACUCCCUAAACCACGGCUCAAAAUCAUAACCAAUAGGAUUUAUACUGGACUCAGUAUGUCUUUCCAUUUCAUCCUCGUCCAUUUUCAACAGCGUGCAGAGGGAUCCAGCCAACUCUGUGACGUAUUUUGUUAUGUCAUUUCAAAAUGGUGACUCCCUAGGUGGAAAUGACGAAAAAAAAUAAACAUCUUAAAUUUUAUUUCGGGUAUAGUUUGCGGUACAAGGACCAACAAAUAUAAAGUUGUGACUCGUCAAUAAAACUGCAAAGGUCCCUCAUGGAAGGGGCGGGGCUUAUAUGACAUACUGCAGCCAGCAGCCACCAGGGGGAGCUCUACUUGCUUUGGCUUCACUUUAGAGGAGAUGUCAUGACGUUUUUCUUUUUAAUUUUUUUUUUUUUUUUUAGUCUAUGGCACUGACGACUCACAGCGAGAAGGUUUUGCUUGAGUUUUUACCACAUUUUCCAAAGCAUUCAACGAGCCUCCCCUCAAAAGACCCAUACAGGUUUUAUUACCUGCUAAGCUAAUGCACUAAAUUCAGUCAAUUUAACCUUAAAGAAAUAUCAGGAUUUCUGGAUAUUUGUUUUUUUCACAGGUCUGAAGAAGUAUUUUAGACAAGAGUGCAUAACAGAAAUGGAGAAAUAAAUAAAUAUUUCAUCCUCCUGUUUGUGAUUCCUGCCGUUCAUCGCUUUAUGUCCUCCUCUGCUCCUUGUCCCGUGGACGGAGGCUGGUUUCUGGUUUCACCAAGUCCAGACUGACCACAGACUUGAUUGUGGAUCUGUAUGAGCUCCUUGAGGCAGAUGUAGGUUAGCGGUUUUAUCACCUUCUCUUCUUUCAUUCUUUUUUUUUUUUUUUUUAAAGCAGUAUUGUAUUUAUUUUAAAUCAACAGUGUUUCCGACGGACUGAUGAGAGGCAACAUGUAGAUUUGUGGACACACUGUUUACAGAUGCCUUGGAUACUUGACUUCUGACAGUAAAAAUGUGAAAAAAAAUAAAAUAAAAUAAAACUUACAGAAACUGUG